AUGACGAGCCUAUCAUCCCAAAGCCUACUUUUUUCCCUUGUGAUUAUCCUUGUCUUCUCUGAUAAAGCCUAUGGCUUUGGAGCAGGAAAUAUCGCUUCUCUAUCUAAAAUCGAAGGCCAGAACUGGCGCCAUGGAGAUAUCGAGGAUACGCUCCUGAGCCUGUUCUUGGCCAGAGUGGCUGGUGGCCGCAGGUUUGGCAAACUGGAUGUGAAGCGCGUGUACUUUGGUAACUGGCUACGUGACUAUAGCCAAGCUGUUGAUGUAGGCACGGUCAAAUAUGUCAGCGCAGAGGCCAUCCGUAUACUGAUCUGGGUAUUGGGCUUCAUGAGUUUCGGAUAUGGUACGCGUGAAUUCGAAGUCACCAGCGAGCGUCUGGGCUGCUACCAGCCGACCGAACACAUUGAUAAUCCUUUGGGAUACGCCGAAGGCGAAGAUGCUCGGAACUACGACCGUCGUCUGCGGGGCCCUGUGGAUGAAGAGCGCGAGCUAUCGGUCGACCCUCGGACAGGCCUGAAAGCAUACAUUGCAUCCGAAGAUAUGGGCAUAGAUACAUCGGCUGCGUUGAUCCGCCAUGUUUUCGGUCGCUCAAUUCUCCUUGGUCGUCGCUAUGCUCGUUCGCGACAGAGUGACGAUCUGUACGAGGCUCUGCGUCUCAUGGGGACCGGUCUACACUGUCUAGAGGACUAUGCGGCCCAUUCAAACUAUACCGAGCUAAGCCUUAUUGAACUUGGAGAGCGUGGUGUCUUUCCCCAUGUAGGCCGCAACACACCCGUGCAGGUUGAGGGUGCUCCCGACAACGUUUAUCCCAUCGUGACCGGAACUUUUGGUGGCGUCGAUUUCUUUCAUUCUGUACUCGGAGAAUUCUCAGACAAGACCAAGCAGUCCGAGUUACAGUCUUUGGAGGGAGUUAUCACCGAGUCUGAAAAUGACGGACCCUCCGAGAGCUUUAUCCAGAAUCUACUCAGUAAGAUCCCCGAUGGACUUGUUGGGGAUAGCGGUGCGCAGGUGAGCCAGAUGGACGACUUUAAGGCCAAGGCAGAUGAUGCAAAGCAGAAUGCGCAGGAUGUCUCGCCGCGUGAACCCGAGGAAUGGACUCGCUAUUUAAAUGACGUGCAGAAGCAAGUCUACCCGAUUCUCGAGUGGCACGAUAAGCUCCUGAAAACAAUCAACGACGCCAUCGAGCACAUCCCGGUCCUACCGGAACUCAUUGAGCAGCUCCAGGACCAAAUCACCAUUUUUGUGUUCUCGAUUCUCGCUCCGUAUAUCCUGCCCAUUAUCAAACAGGUGAAACAGGAACUUGAGACUGGCUCGUCCGAGGUGAUUCAAAGUAGUCAGCAGCAACAGCAUAUCGUCUUCAAUGAUGACGAUUCGUCAAACCCCACACACUCCAUGCUUUCAAAGGACCACUUUUCGAAUGUACUCAACGAGCCAGCUGGUCGUAUUGCCUCUAAUGUGGUCAGAUGGACGGUCCCCCAGCUAAUGCACUGCUGGGACGACGAAGAGGCUGAUGUCGACCGAACAUUGACCAGAAUCAUUUCAGGAGUUUUCCACCAUCCAGCUCUCCAUGAGUACGGUGAUGAUGGGGCCAACGAGAUCCGACAGAUCAUGUUCUCGACAGUGCAAGAAUGGUGGGGUGAACAUAGCGACGAGGCGCGCGAUUAUCUCCGUGAACAACUGAGCCGGGAGGGCGUUCUUGAAGGGAAGAACCAUAAGGAAGGCAUCCAGGAUUGUGGACAUGGAUGUGGCAAGCCACUUUCCUUACCCAAAGGCCCGGGCCGUGACGGUGGAAUUGGCCUUUCCAAUGACUCGGGUCUGGGAACUGUUGCAUCCGAAGCACUAGGAGGAGGUGCCCUUGGCGGAUUGGUCGGCGGACUUGUUGGCAGCCUGGGAUCAAUGGUCCUGAACGACAGUGGCCUGGAUGACCGAGCGACCUCUAAAGCCCAGGAGAAAGAUGAUGACAACUUCAGCGAUGAACAUUCGCAUCGCCACCAACGCAAACACCAUCACAGAGACCGGGAUCAGGAGGCAUAUGAAGAUCGACAUUCUCACCCACAAGGCUAUGGGUACCAGGGCGAAUCAGCUCAGUAUGGUGAUCAACCAUCUCGCUAUGCUUAUGAACCGAAUGAGUACUCUCGUUCUGAUUAUCCACCCGAGCCUCCGGCACAGGACUACCACCGCGAAGGAUAUGGAUCAUUCCAGGCAGAGAGCAUCGGAGCUUACUACCAGCAAGAACGACGAGAGACCUUUGAGGGCAACCACGGCCAAUAUGUCCAAACGCAGUCGCACUACGAGUAUGCCACCCCACAGGACACAUACCAACGUACUACGGAGUACAGCAGCUACGGCCGAAAUGGGCUUCAAGAGGAGUUCACGCCUGAGUACGGAGAACCACCCUGCAGAGGCUAUGAAGAGUUCGAGAGGCCUGCUGAUCCUCCAUUCGAGGAAAGUUAUGGCCAACCAAACCGAAGAGGGGAUGACGGCGGAUACGCCGGAGGGUAUCAUCACCAUAGCGAGCGUCAAGGUAGUGAUGAUUCGGGGUCUCAGAGUGGCAGUGACGAGGAACAUGCCCGCCGUCAUCGCCGGCACCACCGGCACCACCACCAUCACCAUGAUGACUACGAGCGGCGUUCCGGCUCAGACGACUCGGAUUAG
This is a messenger RNA of Penicillium chermesinum, 2652 nucleotides long. RefSeq names its product Het-C domain-containing protein. Bases 1 to 2652 code for a protein of 883 amino acids. The record is from RefSeq and is a predicted model, not a curated record. Lineage: Eukaryota; Fungi; Ascomycota; Eurotiomycetes; Eurotiales; Aspergillaceae. The transcript has 4 exons.